CAGCAUUUGCCGUAGUUAGAAGCCUCGUGGAAUUUUUUUGUAAAAUGUAUGCUCCCCACCCACGCGGCGAGUAAUGUAUUAAAAGUAAGCUACCACAAUUUCUCGCUACACGUGACGUUGGGCGCCACUUAGCGCAAAUACGUUGAGCUUAAAGAUGUCAACCAUCCUGGAUGCUCCUAGACCUCGAGUUAAUUUUUCUUUGCUUUCACGAUUUAUUUGUAAGCCCGUCUGUUUCGUCGGACGUGUUGAGAAGGUGCACUCAACUGGAAAAACAUUCACUCUCGCGGAUGGAGAGGGACAAUGUGUGUCUGUUGAACUAAAUGACGCUCUUGAAGAAGAGCUGUCUGGAAUUGUGGAAGUCAUUGGAAUUGUGUCAAACAAAGGAGCUAUCAUAGCCAGUACAUUCACCAUGCUCCGAGAAGAGAGAGGCAUUCUGUUUGACCUGGAACUCUACAAUGAAGCUGUAAACGUCAUCCAUGAUUUCCCCCAGCAUUACCCUUUUGAUGCAGCUGAAAGUGGAUGACCUUUUACGUUUUUCCAUGAUUUUUAUUUUGUCUGGUUUUGUUAUAAAAGGGGGAAAAAAAUCACCAACAAUUAUGUAUACUGCAGAAAGUGUUUUAAAAUAAACUUCAAAGAUGCAAUUUCA
Messenger RNA from Syngnathoides biaculeatus (alligator pipefish), 646 nucleotides. It is a transcript of the gene rpa3, whose product is annotated as replication protein A3. Bases 155 to 523 code for a protein of 122 amino acids. Gene Ontology annotation, cellular component: DNA replication factor A complex; nucleus; site of double-strand break. The record is from RefSeq and is a predicted model, not a curated record. Lineage: Eukaryota; Metazoa; Chordata; Actinopteri; Syngnathiformes; Syngnathidae. The transcript has 4 exons. Gene Ontology annotation, biological process: double-strand break repair via homologous recombination; mismatch repair; DNA replication. Gene Ontology annotation, molecular function: damaged DNA binding; single-stranded DNA binding.